This is a messenger RNA of Ornithorhynchus anatinus (platypus), 1544 nucleotides long. Its product is annotated as serine protease 33-like. The coding region runs from base 146 to 967 and encodes 273 amino acids. The transcript is spliced from 5 exons. The record is from RefSeq and is a predicted model, not a curated record. Gene Ontology annotation, molecular function: serine-type endopeptidase activity. Gene Ontology annotation, biological process: proteolysis. Lineage: Eukaryota; Metazoa; Chordata; Mammalia; Monotremata; Ornithorhynchidae.
GACGUACAGAGGAAGCCGAAGGGCGACGACUCUCUGCAGACUCUGUUCCCCUCCCUCGGCCCACGCGGCCUGCAGGACCCAGGCGUCCCGUCCCCCAGCCCCCUUCUCUCUUUCCCACGCUCGCCUCCCGGACCUGCGCCUGACGAUGCCGUCGCUGCUGCUGCCGCUGCUGCUGGUCCUGGGAUGCUCGGCUGCCGGGGCCCAGGGGGGUGACUCGCCCAGGGAUUCGGUGGGCAUCGUCGGGGGCAAGAACGCCAAGGAGGCAAAGUGGCCGUGGCAGGUGAGCCUGAGACGGCGCGGAAGGCACAUCUGCGGAGGGUCCCUCAUCGAGCGGCGCUGGGUGCUCACCACUGCCCACUGCUUCAAUCCAGCAGAUAAGCCCUUCAAGUCCCUCAACGCCUCACGCUACCAAGUUCAAGUGGGGGAACUGAAGCUCUAUUCCCUGCCUCCCUCCAAGCUGAUCCCCGUGAAACGGAUCAUCGUGCACGAGCGCUACAAUGGCUACCCCCAACGUGGUGCCGACAUCGCACUGCUGGAGCUAAGCCGCUCAGCGGUUCUGUCCAAACAGGUCAAAGCCAUCCAACUCCCCUCCCCCAGACUGCCGGUCCAGUUGUUGACCAAGUGCACGGUGACUGGCUGGGGGAACAUCAAGCAGGGAGUGCCACUGCCUCCUCCCUACACCCUGCAGGAGCUCACAGUCACCAUAUUUAACUCCGAGGUGUGCAGACGUAACUAUCAAGAAAUAACAUACAAAAUUCAAGAUGACAUGUUCUGUGCCGGCGAUAAGAAGGAGAAGAAGGGCAUCUGUUAUGGUGACUUCGGGGGACCCUUGGCCUGCGAAGGGAAAGGCAGCUGGACCUUGGUGGGGAUGGUGAGCUGGGGAAUGCCCUGCGUACUGCCCCAUUUUUCAGGCGUCUAUACCAACGUCUCCAUCUACACGGAAUGGAUCCGUCAGAAGAUGCGCUGAUAUCCGAGGACACCCACACCCCACGUCCCUGCCCACACGUCCUUAUAUCUCCGAUCCUGCUGCUGCUGCUGCCAACUUCACGUCUCUUGGGGGUCCUGGAACUUGACCUUUACCCUCCCCCAAUCAUUGAGCUCCCACUGCUCCAUGUGACCUUCCUCCAGCCACCAUUCCUUUCCCCCUCCCUCCUCCUCAGCCUCCUCUGCUUCCCUGGGCUGGGCUUUUCCCUCCAAAUCCUUUUCUCCAUCUCUCUUCCCUGAUUCCCGCUCCCUGGCCCCUCAGGCCACUUUCCCCUUCGGUGAACAGGCACUCAAGAAUGGGAGGGGCUGGACACUGGUUGGUUUUUCUGGACCCCACCAUCUGUUGCAAAGCUAAGCAGCCAGAGAGGCUGGGGAAGUCAUCCGAGCUGAGGUCCCAUCUCUGCCCUGACAUGGGUUCUGCCCUGGGCCACUUCUGGGUCACCUCCUAAGCAAAUAUUCAGAGGGUUUGUAACCUGCCAGGGAGUGGAUGGGGCGGUGGGCAGUAGGGGGCUGGGGGCCAGGAGUGCCAUUGGCCACCCAUUAAACUGUUUGCAAAUGGA